Meyerozyma guilliermondii ATCC 6260 is the source of this 3033-nucleotide messenger RNA. It is a transcript of the gene FOX2, whose product is annotated as bifunctional hydroxyacyl-CoA dehydrogenase/enoyl-CoA hydratase. The record is from RefSeq and is a predicted model, not a curated record. The transcript has a single exon. NCBI's taxonomy places the organism in Eukaryota, Fungi, Ascomycota, Pichiomycetes, Serinales, Debaryomycetaceae. The coding region runs from base 1 to 3033 and encodes 1010 amino acids. Gene Ontology annotation, molecular function: oxidoreductase activity.
AUGGAUGUACUGCAGAAUAGCUGUGCCAAUUUCGCAGCUACCCCGGUUCUUCGGAUUGGGUAUCCGCGGAAACCGAGCCACAAAACCGGGCCACAAGAAACAUGUAAAAAGCCGGAAAAAAACGUCCAGAAAGUAAUAUAUUGUCAAGGUGACCACUCGUGCAAUUGUGGACCCCAAGUGUAUCCCCAAUUGCUUUCCGUGACCCCAAUGGGGUCCACAGCGUGUUGGUCGUCUGCGCACGUGACAUGUACCUCGGCCUCAAUCACAGGCCGACCCCGCAAGUCACAGUAUAUAAAGGUAGGUGAAAAUUGCACCCUUAGUGAAUUUCGGGAAUAUAGCAUGUCGGAAAUAUCAUUUAAAGAUAAGGUGGUCAUUGUCACCGGUGCUGGUGGUGGACUCGGUAAAUACUACUGUCUUGAGUAUGCCAAACGUGGUGCCAAAGUGGUUGUAAAUGACCUCGGUGGAUCGCUUUCCGGUCAAGGAGGUGACUCCAAAGCUGCCGAUGUUGUGGUAGACGAGAUCAAGAAGGCUGGAGGAAUUGCCGUGGCCGACUACAACAACGUUUUGGAUGGAGACAAGAUUGUUGAGACUGCCGUCAAGAACUUUGGUACUGUCCAUGUGAUCAUCAAUAACGCUGGUAUUUUGCGUGAUGCUUCGUUCAAGAAGAUGCAAGAAAAGGAUUUCAAGUUGGUUUUGGACGUUCACUUGAACGGUGCCUUCAAGGUGACCCAGGCCGCUUGGCCUCACUUCCGUAAGCAGAAGUAUGGUCGUAUUAUCAAUACUGCUUCUCCUGCUGGUUUGUACGGAAACUUUGGUCAAACCAACUACUCUGCCGCCAAGAUGGGUCUUGUUGGUUUUGCUGAGACCUUGGCCAAGGAGGGUGACAAGUACAACAUUAAGGCUAAUGUAAUUGCUCCAUUGGCAAGAUCCAGAAUGACCGAGAGUGUGUUGCCUCCUCAAAUCUUGGAGCAAUUGUCUCCAGAAAAAAUUGCCCCAUUGGUCUUGUACUUGACCAGUGACAGCGCUGAGAUCUCUGGACAGAUAUUUGAGGUUGCUGCUGGUUUCUUUGCUCAGAUCCGUUGGGAACGUUCUGGUGGUGUUCUCUUUAAGCCAGAUGAGUCCUUCACUGCUGAAUCUGUGGCCAAGAAGUUUGACGAAAUUCUCGACUUUGAGAAUGGAAGCAGACCUGAAUACUUGCAAACUCAACACCCAUUCAUGCCCAAUGAUUUCAGAACCUUGACCCAGGAGGCCAACAAGUUGCCAGCUAAUGACAACUCUGGUGCUUCUGUGACCUUGAAGGACAAGGUUGUGUUGAUCACUGGUGCUGGUGCCGGUUUGGGCCGUGACUACGCCAAGUUCUUUGCCAAGUAUGGUGCUAAGGUGGUUGUCAAUGAUUUCAAGGAUGCCUCUGCUGUGGUUGACGAAAUCAAGAAGGCUGGUGGUGAGGCUCAUGCCGAUGUCCACGAUGUCGCCAAGGACGCCCAAGCCAUCAUUGACAACGUCAUUGGCAAAUACGGCACCAUUGACAUCUUGGUUAACAAUGCCGGUAUUUUGCGUGACAAAUCCUUCCUCAAAAUGUCUCAACAGGAAUGGGAUCAAGUUCAACAAGUCCAUCUUUUAGGUACUUACAACUUGACCCGUUUGGCAUGGCCACAUUUCCUGGAAAAGAAGUUUGGUAGAGUCAUCAAUGUUACCUCCACUUCUGGUAUCUACGGUAACUUUGGUCAAGCCAACUACGCUUCCGCCAAGGCUGCUAUUAUUGGGUUGUCAAGAACUAUUGCCAUUGAGGGGGCUCGUAGUAACAUCAAGGUUAACGUUAUUGCCCCACAUGCUGCAACUGCCAUGACCGCAGACAUCUUCCCUGAAGAUGACCUUAAACUUUGGAGUCCGGACCAAGUUGCUCCAUUGAUGGUUUUCCUUGCUUCUGAGGAUGUUCCAGUAACUGGAGAGUUGUUUGAAGUCGGUGGUGGCUGGAUUGGUAACACCAGAUGGCAAAGAGCCAAGGGUGCUGUCUGUAAAGACGCUAAGGUUACCCCAGAGUUCGUUAGAGACCACUUUGAGGAAGUUACAGACUUCUCCAAGGGUACCGCUAACCCCAAAUCCACUACUGAAUCUUCUAUGGCUAUUUUGAGCGCUGUCGAAGGAGACGAGGAUGAAGAAGAAGAAGAGGAAGAAGACGAUGACAGUGACGAUGAUGAAGAAGACCCUGUUUACACUUACGGUGACAAGGAGGUUAUUCUUUACAACAUUGCUCUCGGUGCUACCACCAAGGAACUUCAUUACGUUUACGAGAACAAUAGUGAUUUCCAAGUUAUCCCAACCUUCGGACACAUUCCAACGUUCAACUCUACGAAGUCUCAGCUUUCUUUCGCCAAGUUGUUGAAGAACUUCAACCCCAUGUUGUUGUUGCACGGUGAGCACUACAUCAAGAUUGAACAAUGGCCCGUUCCAACCGAAGCUUCCAUUAAGACUUCUUUCAACCCAUUGGCUGUGACUCAAAAGGGAACCAACACCAUCGUUGUUCAUGGUUCUCAAUCCAUCGAUGUCGACACUGGCGCUCCAGUUUUCAGUAAUGAAGCUACUUACUUCAUCAGAAACUGUAAGGGUGAAACCAAGACAUACGGUGAGAGAAAGAGUUUUGCUACCGCUCAAUUCACUGCACCAAAGUCUGAGCCUGACUUUACCCAAGAUAUCAAAAUCUCGGAAGACCAAGCCGCUUUGUACAGAUUGACCGGUGACAGAAACCCAUUGCACAUUGACCCAGAAUUUGCAAAGGGUGCCAAGUUUGACAAGCCAAUCUUGCACGGAAUGUGCAGUUACGGUUUGUCCGCGAAGGUCUUGUUGGACAAGUUUGGUCCAUUCGGCGAGAUUAAGGCUAGAUUUACUGGCAUUGUCUUCCCUGGUGAAACUUUGAGAGUUUUUGCAUGGAAGCAAGGUGAUACAGUUAUCUUCCAAUCUCACGUUGUUGAAAGAGGUACUAUUGCAAUCAACAACGCUGCUAUCAAGUUGCUCGGCGACAAGGCAAAGAUCUAG